CCGGCCGGCAGUACUGCGCAGUCAGUUAAAAACUGCAACUUGAAGUGCAAGGUUCGUGCAACGUUCCGAGCUACUAACGAACGACUUUAUACAAAACGAACGAUUAUUUCUUCUUGUGAGUGGUUUAUAAAAUAAGGAUAUCCAACGAGAGAUCAUUCGCAUCGACAUGGCACUGGUAACUAGAGAUCUUUUCCGCAACUGGUGGAGGGAUAUGGAUCGUUAUCAUCAAGAAUUGGAAGAACACUUCAAACGCCUUAGCACCAGAGACGAUUUUUGGAAACUACCACCAAUGCCAUCCUUCAAGGAGUUUUUCCAGCCAUGGAGGAACAUGAUAGAAGAUUUGGACCGUCAAGUUGGAGGUUCGACCACCGUUGAACGAGAUGACAACAAAUAUCAAGUGAUUGUCGAUGUACAACAAUUCGCACCAGAAGAAAUCACUGUCAGAACGGACGACAAAUCUAUUACCAUCGAGGGUAAACACGAAGAGAGGAAGGACGAACAUGGUUACGUGUCAAGACAUUUCGUGCGUCGAUACGUGUUACCACAAGGAUACGAUAUUGGCCACGUUAAACCGAGUUUGUCGUCCGAUGGUAUUCUCACUAUCACCGCUCCAAGACUUACUUUACCAGCACCGGGAGAAAGAAUCGUACCAAUCGAACGAAGUAACGCGCUAGCAAUUAAGGCGUAAACACUAAAUGAUAUUAUCAUUUUUCUUCUAAUCGACACUCGUGUGAUACAUAGAAAUUCAUCAUGGAACUUCUUCUUUAAGCAUAAAAAAAAUCUUACGUAUUGGAACAGUAUGUCAAAGACAUUUAAAUGUAAAAUUCAAAGUACGGUAUCACCUUAAAUAUAUUCUUUAUGUAUGCAAUGUAUUUUAUUUUUAAAUGUAGUAGCACCCACAUAUCCGCGGGAAAUUAGUUCACAAGACUUUCCAACGGUGUGGAUAGUAGUGAACUAUGGUGUUCACUAUACAGUAUAGUUAACUAUAUACUAGUGUAUAUUCGUAAUAGGUUACGUACUUAACAUCUGAUUUAUUGCCUUGGUAAGCUUGUAUAAAAAAUAGUAACUGAGGUUUUUCAAUGUAUUGACACGUUUUUCGUAACUUAUAAUUGUAAAUAGUAAAAAUGUCAAUAUAUUGAGAUGUAUAGGAACCGCGGACAUAGAAUCUAUGAAUAUGUAUGGACAACUAUGAAAAGAAGGAUCGAAACAAAUAUCAUGAAUUGAA
Molecule: messenger RNA, 1225 nt
Organism: Bombus pascuorum
Lineage: Eukaryota; Metazoa; Arthropoda; Insecta; Hymenoptera; Apidae
Product: protein lethal(2)essential for life-like
Exons: 2
Coding region: 167-688 (173 amino acids)
Biological process (GO): protein refolding; response to heat
Molecular function (GO): protein folding chaperone
Source: RefSeq, a predicted model, not a curated record